GGGGCAAACCCCAAACCCGGCGAUGAACCUGCUAGCCGGUUGCUAGCUCCGUCAAAUAGCGAAAUAGCUUGUUUUAGUUCCGUUUUGGACAAAAUGUCUCAAACAAACUGCGGCAGCAGCGAUAAUGUGAGUGAAUAUUCAGCGCUGAAGGAGGAAGUGAACAGAAAGGUGAAGGAGCAGAAGAUUAUUGUGGACGAGCUUUGUAACCUGAAGAAAAACAGGAAAGUUUACAUCCAGCAGAGGAACAGCAACGUUUUCUUCCUGGCUGACAGAAGUCAGACUCUGAGUUCCUGUAAAAAGGAGUUGGACUACAUGAAGAAGGAGCAGCAGGACCUGUGAGGUCAUCACCAUGUGCGGGAUCUUCUGCCUCCUGAGUCGGUCCGCGGCUCCAGAGGAACUGGACCCGGCG
Molecule: messenger RNA, 409 nt
Organism: Poeciliopsis prolifica (blackstripe livebearer)
Lineage: Eukaryota; Metazoa; Chordata; Actinopteri; Cyprinodontiformes; Poeciliidae
Product: ASNSD1 upstream open reading frame protein-like
Exons: 4
Coding region: 94-339 (81 amino acids)
Source: RefSeq, a predicted model, not a curated record